Messenger RNA from Fraxinus pennsylvanica, 471 nucleotides. The record is from the annotation of a GenBank genome assembly. Lineage: Eukaryota; Viridiplantae; Streptophyta; Magnoliopsida; Lamiales; Oleaceae.
AUGGUGAAUUCCAACACGAAUGGCUGCCAUGAGGGUUUGAAGAAAGAAUGGCAAGAACAAAGCAAGGACUUGGUCCACAAAUGGGCACCCCAGUUGGAGAUUCUAUGUCACAAAUCAACAGGUGCAUUUUUAAGCCACCGUGGAUGGAAUUCAAUAAUGGAGAGUUUAAGCCCGGGGCCUUUGGCAGCCAAGAAGGGGUACAACUCAAAGAUGCUAACGGAAGAAAAGGGUGUGUCCAUAGAGUUAACCAGGGGACUACAGUCUAUCAUUACCAAAGAGGAUGUGAAGAGGGUAAUAUAUAUUGUAAUGGAUAAAGGAGGUAAAGGAGAAGAGAUGAAGAAAAAAGCUGCUGAAAUUGGAGAGUUGAUAAGAGCAUCUGUAAAAAAUGAUGGAAGCAUUAAAGGGUCUUCAAUCAAAGCAAUGGAUGAUUUUGUAUCUGCCCUUUUCUCUACAAGGCAAGAAUUCUCAUAA